Mangifera indica (mango) is the source of this 1323-nucleotide messenger RNA. RefSeq names its product COP9 signalosome complex subunit 7-like. The transcript is spliced from 9 exons. Gene Ontology annotation, cellular component: COP9 signalosome. The record is from RefSeq and is a predicted model, not a curated record. NCBI's taxonomy places the organism in Eukaryota, Viridiplantae, Streptophyta, Magnoliopsida, Sapindales, Anacardiaceae. The coding region runs from base 171 to 914 and encodes 247 amino acids.
UCAGGCCUAUCGAAUCGCCACAUCAGUUGUUAGGGAACCUCGGGAAGGUCUGUCUCACAAAAAAGCACAAACCAGAAACAAUUCCUCUUUAGCCCCGAGACCCAUCUAUUUCAUCAGCCAAAUUCGAAACCCUAGACUUUGAAAAUUGGGUGUUUGUGUGGAUAUUCAAGAUGGACAUCGAACAAAGACAGGCUGAGCUAAUUGAUCACUUUGUUAAACAAGCUUCUACUCAGAAGGGCUCCGCUCUCGGCUCCGUCAUCGUCGAAGCCACCUCGCAGCCUUCGCUCUUUGCCUUUUCCGAGAUUCUCGCUGUUCCCAAUGUUGCUGAGCUUAGAGGAACUGAAAAUUCUGCGUACCUGGAUGUGCUUCGCUUGUUUGCACAUGGCACAUGGAGUGACUACAAGAAUAAUGCUGGUCAUCUUCCACAAUUGGUUCCUGAUCAAGUACUCAAGUUGAAGCAGCUGACUGUGCUUACACUUUCUGAGACAAACAAGGUACUACCCUAUGAUCGACUAAUGCAGGAGCUAGAUGUUUCAAAUGUACGUGAACUUGAAGAUUUUCUUAUCAAUGAGUGCAUGUAUGCAGGCAUAGUUAGAGGAAAGCUGGAUCAGUUGCGAAGAUGCUUUGAGGUACAAUUUGCUGCUGGCAGGGAUCUGCGGCCUGGACAACUUGGGAGUAUGAUACAAAUGCUAUCUAAUUGGUUGUCAACCUCAGAUAAUCUACUGGUAUCAAUUCAAGAGAAGAUAAAAUGGGCAGAUACUAUGAAUGAAUCAGACAAGAAGCAUCGGAAGGAUGUUGAGGAUAGGGUAGAAGAAGUGAAGAAGUCGCUCUCACACAAGAAGUUACACACUGUAAGCAGGCAGACGUUGACUUCCGAGGGCACGAGGAGAUCUACUCUGAACCCAGUGGACUGAUGGAAUAUGAAGAAGACCGUAGCCGACCCAAGAGAUGCAGGAGACGACAUCCAAUGUCUUGAUGCAAAAGAUGGAAUGUGGACUCAUUGGAUGUAGUAGGCAACCUGCCACAUUUUUGCCCAUAGCAACAUUUCUGCUCUUGGGAUGAAUACUUCUUUGCUAGUGAAUUUGUCAUUAUUGCUUGAGGUUGAUAUCUGAAAAUCAUUAGCCUGUCUUGAACCAAAUUCUUCUUUCUGUUGAGUUAGCAAGCAAGAGCAAGACCUGAUUUGCUGGUGCGGCCAAAAGUUGGGGAUAGAUACUCAGCCAUGUAAUUUACUUUAUUCCGCUUUGUUGCUGCACUUGAUGUUACUUUUGUGAUGAUAAUGGCUGUGGCUAUAAUAACGUGGCAUAUGCUUCCUGCAUUUUAUCA